Molecule: messenger RNA, 5230 nt
Organism: Linepithema humile (Argentine ant)
Lineage: Eukaryota; Metazoa; Arthropoda; Insecta; Hymenoptera; Formicidae
Gene: Gug
Product: Grunge
Biological process (GO): regulation of DNA-templated transcription
Cellular component (GO): nucleus
Molecular function (GO): transcription corepressor activity; sequence-specific DNA binding
Source: RefSeq, a predicted model, not a curated record
AUUUUUCUUACAGACAAAAUUUCUGACGGAAAAUUGCGCAUGCGUUGAAAUUGUUUUCAAGAACGCCCGACGGCGACGCUACCAUGCUGCAUUAUGGCCGCCGCGUUUGGGUGUUGUGGAUACUGAUUUUUGACGAGAGAGACUACGAACGCUAGCCGUUAUUGCCGCGUUCGUUCAGUCGUGUGAUCUCGUCGUGGAGGACCGUACAAUUUCCGUAAUCCGUAUUCAUCGUAAACAACCCUGGAAUUUCCACGCAGCGUGAGAGCGUGGGAGCAGUGUGAUCAUCUACGCCAAGGAACGAUGACGCGUGCACGUCGUUGAGAGAAAGAGAGAGAGAGAGGCUGAUCGCCGGAGCGCGGAAACGACGGACCAAGGCAAGCAUGUUAGCAGUAAAUGUCUUUGUCGAAACGUCUUUAAUCAUAUUGAUGGCAUCACUAUACGGUUCAGGGGGUGGAUAAUAGGAAUUUACUGAAAAUCCAAGAUCAAAGGCAUUCAAAACGCUGGAGAAAGACGGCGGAGCUUCGGAGGAGGGGGAGAUGUCAGCUGGCACCCAGGGCGAGAUUCGGAUUGGCCCUUCUCAUCAGGAGUUGGUUUCUUGUCAGGCCCGUUUGCCUGAGUAUCGGCCAGGUAUACCGCCCGGAGAGCUGCCACCCGAUCCCGAAUUCUCCAAAGAGCGCGAGGAGCUAAGAUGGGUACCGGCCAUGGCGUUGGACGGGGAUCUGCUCAUGUACCUGAGGGCGGCCCGUUCGAUGGCUGCGUUCGCCGGUAUGUGUGACGGCGGUUCACCGGACGAUGGUUGCGUGGCCGCAUCCCGCGACGACACCACCAUCAACGCCCUCGACAUCCUGCACGAUUCUGGCUAUGAUCCUGGCAGGGCGCUCCAGGCACUCGUCAAAUGUCCCGUACCGAAAGGCAUCGACAAGAAAUGGUCCGAGGAGGAAACUAAGCGAUUCGUCAAGGGUCUACGGCAGUUUGGAAAGAAUUUCUCGCGCAUUAGAAAGGAUCUUCUGCCACACAAGGACACGCCGGAACUGGUCGAAUUCUAUUACUUAUGGAAAAAGACACCGGGCGCAAAUAAUAAUCGACCUCAUCGGCGACGAAGGCAGAGCUCGUUACGGCGAAUCCGUAAUACGCGCAAUUCCCGUGCCGGCACACCCAAGGAAGAGGUGCCGACACCUACCAAGGACACGCCACCAACGGCCAACAUUAGCGCGAAGGAGACCGCAUCCGAGACCGAAACCGUGCCGGUCGGCACUCCGGCCAGCCACAAUCCCGGUGGCGAGGUCAGUUCCGUGACGGAGGACGACAACUCGGAGGAAGACAGCGAUUCACGCGACACCAACACGAACGGCGCGACGCAUUCGUGUCAGCACUGCUUCUCCACCAGCUCGAAGGAUUAUCAGGUAGCCGGCAAGGAUCGACUGUUGCUCUGCGCGGAAUGCCGGUCUCAUUUGAAGAAGACCGGGGAGCUGCCGCCUGCGCCACCCUAUCUAUUCCGCCCGGUGCCUGCAGAAUCGCCGGAGAGUCCCGGUAGGAUGCGCACGCGGAAUAAGGCCAAGGAGACACCGAGACCAGCGAGACCGCGACGCACCGGCGGCACGGAUACGCCCGAUCAGGAGAAGCAGCAGCAGCAGCAACAACAGACGCCCGACAAGAGUAAAAAGAAGUCGUCCGGUAAAGCGGACACGCCCAAGAAGGGUCAGAAGCGUCCGAAUCAGGUGGACGACGCCUGCAACGACGAGGACAAGGACUCGCAGAAGCGAAAACGUGGCGAACGACCCGACAGUCCGUCCGAGUCUCUCACGACAGACAGUAAUUCCCUGAUGGACGAGCCGGAGCGGGAGACGGAGGGUGACGCGAACGAGAACCAACCGACGCCGCCGACGGUCGCUGGUGUGGCCGGCGCAGAAGAGCCGGUUAGCAGUCCAGCGGUCACGACUCCGGAGGAGCCUUCCGAACCGACACCCGCAUCCACUCCGGUACCGACUCCGAUACAAACUCUACCGAUCUCGGUGCCGGUGAUACAUAGUCUAGAGAAGAAGCCACCCGUCUUGUUGGACCAAGAACCAGUGGAUCAAAACAAGCUGAUGGACCAGUCGGACCAGGACAUGCCGCUGGCCAUGAAUAAUCAGCCGUUGAAGCUGGAACCGAUGCCGAUGGAAACGACGAUGUCGCCGACCAUGUCCAACGAGGAAGCGGGCAAGGAGCCUGAGCCGAUGCAAUUGAACCUGAGCACGUCCGCUCAAUCCGGUGCGAUUCCUGGCGAAGUUUCCGCCGCAAACGCCCGCAACGUGCCGCAAACUAUACCGGGUAUUAUCACGAGCGUAGGCUCGCAAGCUACUUUGCCAAGCUCGCAGAUUCCAGUGAUAUCUCCCGGUCAGCCACAGAACAGUGGUCUGCCGACAAAUCUCGGUAUGCAAUACAUACCGCCGCCGCCACCACCGCCGGUGCAAAGCGUACCGCAGAACCUAUCGCAGAACAUGGCGUCGCAGAUGGUGCCGAGCAGUAUGGCGCCAAACGCGCCCAGCAUGGGACCAACGAACCUGCGCGGUCAUCCUGACGGCCUGUCGAGUGCUGCGCAGACACUGCCGCAGAACAUGACCGUACCGCCUCCGCUAAAUCUCAACAUCUCGCAAUCAGCCGGCAUCGGCGGCCCGAUCGGACAGAUGCCACAGAUGCCGCCGAUGCCGAGUCCGCCGCCGCAGCCGUUAGGUCUGACUGUCAUGUCGUCUGACAACAGAAACGCCGAAAGAAUGGCAGACGAGAGACUGUCGUCGAACGAGCGAUCGCGAGACAGCAGGGUUUCCGACGCUCGUAUGAUGACAGAACGCAUUCCUGAGCGUGCGAGUGAGAGCAACGAGCAGGAGCGACCGGAGCCAAGCAAUCUAUUCCAACCGAUACAAUCCGGAAUGAUGCCGAUGGAGAAACCCUCCAGUAUUUACAACCUGGCCAGUACUCCGCCGAUGGAGCCGCAGAACCUCAAAAUUAAGCAGGAAAUCAUACCGCCGGAGCCUGAUCCACUGCAGAGUCUGAAGGAGGUCAAGGUUCCAGGCUUCCAGAGUUCCUCUUUCCCCGGCCCGAGUCUGGAUAACAUCAAGAAGGAUCCCGACAGUGCGAGUAAACCGCCGACGCCGAGCAAACACUCCAUACCGGUCAGUCAGGCGAUGCCGUCGAUUCAACCGAUUGCGGCAUCGCCGACACCCACGCCGACGCCGACGCCGAGUCUGCCGCCACCGCCGAGCUCGAUCCCUCAGCCAGUGAUGCAUCCGGCGCAGCAGCCGAGUCCGCACAUGGCACAUCCCUUCCAUCCGCAUCAUCCGUUGAUGCACCAUUCGUUAUUCACCGCCAUGCAUCCAUAUCAUCCUCAUGCGUAUCCGGGAUAUCCUCCUGUCGGAGGAUACCCGUCCUUCCCGCCGUACGCUUACGGUCCGGUACCGCAUGCCAUUCCGCCGCCAUCGCCGCAACGCAGUCAAGAGAGCAGCACCAUGAUAACGGCGCAUCAUGCCAGCACCAGCUCGAGCGUCACGAGCAGAGAGGAGGGCGAGAACCUGAUGCCGAGUCACCACCACUCGUCCGGUAUGCAUCAGCAGCCGACGAACUUGCACCACGACAAGCUGCUGACCAUCUCCUCUCACAGUUCACACAGCCACUCGUCGUCACGUAGUUCGCAUAGCAGUCAACACAAACCGUCGCUUGUCUCGGCCACGUGUCUAACGUCAUCCGCCAGCGGCGCUACGCACCAUCACCAUCGGCCGCCGCAACAACAACAGCCGCCGGUCAUGCAGGAGCCGAAGAUCGAGCCGGACAUGGACCCGGAACCCGAGGAGCCCAUCAGUCCGCGCGGACAGUCGCCGGAGCCGCGUGUCGAUGACAACGAGUGUCAUCGAUCGCAGUCGGCGAUCUUCAUUAGACACUGGAAUCGCGGCGAUAACAACUCGUGCACACGCACCGAUCUGGAGUUCAAGCCUGUUCCCGAGUCAAAGCUGGCGAGAAAACGCGAGGAACGUCAACGCAAGCUGGUGGAACGGGAACGAGAGGAGCGUGAUCGCGCCGCGGCCGCAGCGCAGCAGGCCCGUAAAAUGACGACGCCCGAAAAACAGCCGGAGGUGUGCAAACCGCCCAGUCGCGGACCUCUCGAGCCCGUCGUUUCGCCUUACGAUCGCUAUGCCGCACGUCCUGGUUCGUACGCGGACACGCCAGCGCUCAGACAACUGUCCGAAUACGCUCGGCCGCACGCAGCCUUCUCGCCCGCUCGACAUCCAGCCCCGCCCGAUCCGAUGCUGCAUUACAUCUACGGGCGCGAGGCUGCGGCGCAACGAUUGGAAUUGGAGCAUCUGGAGCGCGAGAAGAGGGAACGUGAGAUACGUGAACUACGUGAAAGAGAACUGAACGAUCGGCUGAAGGAGGAGCUGCUGAAGAGCACGCCUAGACCAAUGCCACCGGCGCCACCGGUGGAUCCUCACUGGCUAGAGAUACACCGCCGAUACGCUGCUGCCGGCUUGGCACCAGGUCCUUCCGGUCCGCCUCAAGCCUUGCAUCAAUUCGGUCUGGCUUACGGAGCACCACCGGCUCCGAGUCAAUUGGAGAGGGAAAGACUCGAGCGGCUAGGGAUUCCGACUGCGGCCGGCGGUGGGCCAGCGGGUGGAGCGGCUGGCCAUCCCGUGGCAGCUCAUCACCACGGCCAGCUGGAAGAGCGGCUGGCCUUGGCCGCUGACCCGAUGGUCCGAUUGCAAAUGGCUGGCAUCUCGCCCGAGUAUCACGCUCACACUCACGCGCAUACACAUGCGCAUACGCACUUGCACUUACAUCCGGGACAGCAACAGGCCCAGCAACAGGCUCAGCAACAGCAGGAAGCCGCUGCGGCUGCGGCUGGAUUCCCUCUGCCGGCUGCUGCCGGCGCCAAUUAUCCUCGUCCCGGUUUAAUGCCACGCGAUCCUGCUCUGGCGCUUCAUCCAGCAGAACUGCUGGGAAGACCGUACGCCGACAUGGCAGCACACCAUGAGCAGCUACAACGGCAUCUUAUGAUGGAACGUGAUCGGUUUCCUCCACAUGCGUCUCUCGUAGCUCACCACGAGGAGUACCUAAGACAACAGCGUGAGCGUGAGCUUAAAGUUCGCGCACUGGAAGAAGCUGCACGUGGAUCGCGUCAAUAAUCAUAUGUUUAUUUAUAUAUAAUAUAUAUACAUAUAUAUACAUAAUAUUAUUGUUUAUAGACGCGAUAUAUAUACAU